Messenger RNA from Scomber japonicus (chub mackerel), 2364 nucleotides. RefSeq names its product transferrin receptor 1b (gene tfr1b). Gene Ontology annotation, biological process: iron ion transport; intracellular iron ion homeostasis. The record is from RefSeq and is a predicted model, not a curated record. Gene Ontology annotation, cellular component: external side of plasma membrane. Bases 71 to 2356 code for a protein of 761 amino acids. The transcript has 19 exons. Lineage: Eukaryota; Metazoa; Chordata; Actinopteri; Scombriformes; Scombridae.
AGGCACCGCUAACAGGAAGGCCAUAAGGCGCGGAGCAGAGCCUGCACUCAGGACAGUAAUCACGGCAACAAUGGAUCGAGUGAGGUCUGCGUUUAACAGCGUGAUUAAAAGUGAGCGGUACAGCAGGUUCACUCUGCAGCCUGAGGAGGAUGGAGAACGACAUGUCGAGGUCAAACUGCAUGAUCACUCCACGGAUGACGCCACUGAGGUCGGCCAGGCGGGAGGCUCGCCGAGCUUCAGGCCAGCACCUCCACGUCAGAGCCGAAAUACCCUCUGCUACAUGGCCCUGGGACUCCUCCUGGUCUUUGUUAUUGGGUACAUGGUUGGAUUCAUAAGCCACCGUAAACCUCGGGUGGAGGCAGUGAGUUGUAAUAAAGCGGUGCAAGUGGAAGAACAGCAAGAACAGGAAGAACAGACGCUAAAGGAUGUUCCACAGCCUGCCGAAGUCCAGCUGGACUGGAAGGACAUCACCCAACUUCUCACACAGAAGCUCAAGGCCGAAAACUUUGUCGAGACUCAGAGAGGCUUUGAUCUACCCGACCAUUCAGCAGGAAGCGAAGACGAUAAGAACCUGGGAAAUCGCCUGUUUGAAGAGUUCAAGAAGCUUGAGAUGGAGCCCUGGACUGACAAACACUACGUUCAGCUGCAGACGCCAGACAGCAAUCGCCCAAACCGUGUCGUUUUUGGUUCAGAGGUCUUCGAGCCGAAGGGAUAUCUUGCAUACAGCGCUACUGGGAAAGUUCAGGGCAAGCUGGUGUAUGGCAGCUAUGGUCGUAAAGAAGAUCUGGAUGUUCUGCAGAAGAAGAACGUUGAGCUGAAAGACUGCGUGUUGCUGCUCCGAGCUGGAAAACUUAGCUUUGCGGAGAAGGUAAAUAAUGCUGAAGCAAAGGGGGCCUCUGCUGUUCUAAUCUAUCCUGACACUCAAGACUACUCGUAUACAAACGAAAUUGAACUCUACGGACAUGUCCAUCUGGGUUCAGGCGACCCCUACACCCCUGGAUUCCCCUCCUUCAACCACACCCAGUUCCCCCCAACUAAGUCAUCUGGUCUCCCCAAAAUCCCAGCCCAGACUAUCACCGCCGGCGUGGCAACAACUCUUCUAAAGAAAAUUGGAGGCCCUGCAGCAGAUGCAAGCUUUAAAGGAACCAUCCCCUCAGUGUCUUACACACUGGGAGGCAACGAGAACGUCACUGUUGAGGUGAACAACGUGCUGGUCAACAAGGAGCUCCACAAUGUGUUUGGAGUCAUCAAAGGAUUCCAAGAUCCCGAUCGUUACGUUGUGCUGGGAGCCCAGAGAGACGCCUGGGGGAAAGGUUAUGCCAAAGCAGCUGUUGGCACAUCCAUGUUGUUAGAGCUGGCCAAGGCUGUUCAUGAGAUGGUGGAGAAAGAUGGAUUUAGGCCCAGGAGAAGUCUGGUGUUUGCAAGCUGGAGUGCUGGAGAAUAUGGAAGUGUUGGCGCCACCGAGUGGUUGGAGGGUUACAUGUCCUCUAUUGACAAAAGCGUUUUGACCUACAUAAGCCUGGAUGGAGCGGUCAUGGGUCGUGGAAGCUUUAUAGCCUCAGCAAGUCCACUGCUGUACAGCCUCAUUGAGAGCACAAUAAAAGAGGUGAAAAGUCCUAUUGGUUCUGGUACCGUGUAUGAUAUGGUGGACAAAAGUAACUGGGAGGCCAAAGUGCUGAGACCAAUGGCAAUGGACGACCCCGCUUAUCCGUUCUUGGCCUUCUCUGGGAUUCCCUCUAUCUCUUUUCACUUUAUCACUCUUAAUACUGAAUACUAUACCUACUAUGGUACCAACCUGGACAACAUGGAUCACCUCGGUUAUCAAACCAACCACCUCACCGGUGAAAUAACCGUAAUAGCUGCACAGUUUGCUGGCCAGAUGGCUCUGCGACUGGUCCAUGACCACCUGCUCAACCUGGAUGUGAGCCGAUACGGAGGCCUCAUUACCAAGUCCGUGAGCCAGGUCUAUAGACGGGUUAAACAGCUCUCUCAGUCUGGUCAGCUGAACGAUGUGAGCCCUACUUGGCUAAACCUUGCACGAGGCUCCUUCCAACGAGCCGCUAGCAGCAUCACAAACGACAUCUACAACUCAGACUUGAACGACAAGGAGGCCUGUCGCAUCCUCAACGACAGGAUCAUGAGUGUUGAGCGCUCUCUCAUCUCUCCAUAUGUGUCCCCCAUUGACACUCCUUUCCGUCACCUCCUGCUGGGCCGCGGCUCCCACACUCUGGCGUCCGUCACUGAGACCACCGACAUGGAGCAGCUCCACACCCGGCUGGCCCUGGCCACCUGGAACCUGCAAUUGUGCGCCGAUGCCAUGGUCGGUAACAUCUGGGACCUUGACAACCAAAUCUAAAGAGGGAG